CGGAAUUAAAUGUGAACGUUGAAGAACGUGCUGUGAUGUACACAUGCGAAACCCCGAUCGCUGGAGCGACCUCUGAUAAAGUGAUCCGCGUGAAGGCGUAAAGUGAAAGACGUUUAUUUCCUGUUUGUGUUUGUUAGCGCGCACCCCGCGUGCACGUGGCUGUUUGUUUUUCAAUUUUGGACCUUUAUAACUCCGGACCGAGCUCUGUACACACGGAGACGCACAUUACUAGGAGUAAGAUGGCUUUUUCGAACCUGUUCUCGAGGCUCUCCGCUGUGGAUGAAGGUGUGAAGAGUGCGGGCCAGCCUGCCGUCACGCAGCGGAAUGAGACUGGGGGAGGUGGGAGAAAGAGGAAAACUCAGUGCGAGCUGUUUGGAUCUCACAAAAAGAAGCCGUGUGUCCAAGCCCAGGGACCCAAAACUCGAAGUAACGUCAAAGCUCAUAACACAAAGGACAAAGGGCGUUUAAUGCAGAACAGCGAUGGUGAGCAAAGACUGAGCAAAGGCUUCAGUAACAGAGGCCGUCAAUCUCAAAGGCAGAAACAUCUGAAGAAGAAGAAGGAUGGACAGAAAGGUCCAUAUCAUCACAAGGAGGGACAGAGAGGGAGAUUUUUCCGUGGACAAGGAAGACCGAUGUCUGGGAGAGGUGGGAGAGUCGGAAGAGCCGGUGGACAUGAAAAUGACAUGAUGGAUGUUCAAGUGAAGCCAAGGUUCAUGACUCAGGAGUUCAAGGACCAGAAUGCGCUGUUGGUGGACGGGCGGUUACUUUGUCGACAUUUUCUUUACGGACGAUGCAUAAAGGCAGGCUGAGAGUUGCCAGCUGGAGCAUAUUCAGGGUUACAACGAUCUCAUCAAAGAAGUCUGUAAAUUUUACAUCCAAGGCUUCUGCACAAAAGGGGAGAGCUGUCCGUACAUGCACAAUAUCCUUUGAUAUACUGUCGUAAGCUGCCACAAACACAUCUCAUUAACCAAAUGAAAGUUGUUGGCUGGCUUAUAUUUCCUAUACCAAGCUGCACAGUCCUUUCCUUGCAAGUUUUUCCACAGAAAAGGAAAAUGCUAUCAAGGAGAAGACUGCAGGUUUUCCCAUGAGCCGCUUACUGACAUCACUGGAAAACUGUUGGAUGAGUUAUUAAAACGGCAACGUGACCUCUCUGAACUUGCAAAAAAUGCUGAGCAGGAGCCUUUGGGACAGCCGGCGAGCAAAGAGGAGGCAGGAAUGACAGAAACAAACGGGACCCCAAGUGUUCUCAUGGACCCGCUCAGGCCUAACUUUUACCACAGCGCAGAUGCAGCUACAGAGGGGGAACCCUCAGUACACCAGAUAGAAGAAAUGGCCACAGUCACAGAUGAAGCUGUUCUUCAGUGUGCAGCAGACACCGCCCGACCUCACAGCCCUUCAUCAACCAGCAGUAACCGCCCGGAGCCAGUUUGUUAUUCAGUGGAAGCCAUGCUUGGACCUCAGCUGUUCAGGUCUUUCCCUAUCUUCUAUAAUACUCCUGAAAGCAAAGAAUCUACUACUCCUGCUGCAGAGACCACCUCCGAGGCCACUUUAGGCUCCACGACACCAAAGGAAGUUCCCUACUCGGUUGACGCUGUCCUCAGGUCCUUAAAGUCAGUGGAAAAUUCAACCCUUAGCCAAAGACCUACCGCUUCAAGUGUAAAAACUGAGGAAAUCCCGGAUCCUCUCUUAAGUUCACAACAUCAAAUACAAAAAGUCUCACUGAGUACCAAACAUGAGCCAAACAAACCCCCCAAGAAAAUGUACAAGAGCCUGUCUUCUCGACAAGCGCACGGCAGCCUGAUUUCUAGCUCUGAUCUUACUCUUUCCUCUGGUACUCAGAAGCAAUGUGGAGCUAUACCAGAGUCCCUGAAAUCUGCUGAAAUGGUUUUACAUGAAGUUAAACUGGAGCGUUUGCAUCCUCCUGUUAUAGAUGAAGAUAAUCCUGCAUCUUCCAAAAGCAAAUCAGACAUGAAAGAAAGCUCACAGCUUCCUACAGAUAACACCUGUCCUCCCAAACAUCUCUCGGGUAUUUCUCCCUCUUCAGGUAUCGCGGAGUUUAAAAGCAGAACUUCUGCUGCUGUUGAACCUGCAGCUAGCUCCAUUAAGACGAGUGACUCUGCAAACAUUGCCGUUCAUCAUUUUGCAGCAAAGCAGCUUGCUGAGAUCUCUCGGUACCCAAGAAAGACGAAAUCUGUCUUCCAACCCGGUGCACAGAAACGCUGUUCUGCUAAAAUGUCACCAGAUUGCAGCGGGGAGACUCCAACUCGAGCUGAUUGUUCAGCUGGAUGUAAAAAGACUCAGAAAAUCCCCUUCAGUUACCUUUUUAAAAACCCAAUGACUGAGAGCGUGACACCGACACCUGACCCGGUGAGAGCCCCACAGUCUGCACAUUUCACCAGCAAAGAAGGACAUUUAAAAACUGAAGUCAAACCUGAGAAAACCUCUGCUGCUUCCUUCCUCAGCCUUUUUGCAAACCCCCUCACUGAGACUUUGAGUUUGCCUCCCUGCAGUCAGGCGUCAGCUGAAAGUCCUUUUCAAAGCGUUUCUAAUGUAGUGUCGGCUCCUUCGUGCCAGGUCCAAACUGAUGUCAAACAAAGUCCUCAUAGUUGCUCCACAACCUCUGAAGCUGAGCCUGAUCCUGUAAAGCAGCCAGCAGGUCCAGCUUGCAGCAUCAUGCAGGAUUCAAUCAAGGAGACUUCCUCCAGUCCAGCUCCGGGUGGUCCAAAUCCAUCUGAAACUCCGGCACAGCAGCAACUGCCUCACAUCUCAUCGCCCACAAGAGCGCCUAAGGAUUCAGUCCUGAAAUCCCUGUUUGUGAGCCUGAGCCCAUACCAGGAGGAUGGAGAGCAGCGGGGCGGCAUUCAGAUCAGUGAAAUAGAAAUGAACAAUAAAGGUGGCGUCGGGCACACUUUUGGAAAACAACAGUGUGAAGAAAAGAAGCAUCGGAUGUCCAGCAGUCGGCCCACUGUGAAGGCGUCUGCACGCUCAACAGACGACCAGCUUUCUUUUCAAACUCCUCAGAACUACUCAGAGGUAACAGCUGGGCCGACCCUCAGCAGUCCAGGUGUGACCGAACCUCAGGUUAGAAACUCUGGCACGCACAAGCUGCCACUGGAACCAGCAACACCGGAGAUCAACCACCACACCGACCCGAGAGAGACGCACUGCUCUAGGAAAGAAAAGAGGGGGCGUGGGAAGGUGGGGGUGACUCCACUGAAGGACCUUUUUAAGACUCUGGACAGCGCUGUUUUCCACCUGGGACCUUAACGUUAGGUUUCCUCUGUUAGAUUCAAUCAUAGUUAAAAUCAUACUAGUGAUGGGACUGUGAGUGUGUACUAAACCUGCACGUUUGCUUGUUCAUCCAUGCAUCACCAAAGUUUUGACUAAAUCAUAUCGGUGCAUCAAACCAGAUUAUCAGUGUUUGCACAGGCCUGUCAGUCUAUUGGGUUUUUUUUUAAAUGACACUAAAACUGACACUUUUUUCCUGCAGUGGUUUUUUUUUUUGCUUUGUGAUCAGUCACAUAACUUUCUUCAGCGUCUGACACAUUUGAUUAAAUCCUGUGUUUUAACAGGCUCAUUGUGUGUUAUUUUCUUUCUACAUUAUUUUUAUACAUUCCUGUGACUUAAAUUUAGCUCACUGUAGAGAUUUUUUAUU
Molecule: messenger RNA, 3655 nt
Organism: Pelmatolapia mariae (spotted tilapia)
Lineage: Eukaryota; Metazoa; Chordata; Actinopteri; Cichliformes; Cichlidae
Product: zinc finger CCCH domain-containing protein 6-like
Exons: 10
Coding region: 1216-3267 (683 amino acids)
Biological process (GO): negative regulation of DNA-templated transcription
Cellular component (GO): nucleus
Molecular function (GO): RNA binding; metal ion binding
Source: RefSeq, a predicted model, not a curated record